GUAUACAUCCGUUUUCUUUCCUUGUUUGUUGUUUGAUGAACUUAUAUGAACUUAGGGUCUCUGUCAAAGGAUGACAUAAAAUAAUGUUGCAUCGCCAUACAAAAAGCUGUAUUUUUACAUUUUUUGUUGUGGUUUUAUUCAGCCCACCUUCGGUGAUUGGGGGUAAAGAUGGACCUGCUCUCGAUGACAAUUAUUUGAUGGACGAAUCGACAGGGUACACCUACGAUCCCUAUGGCCCACUGAUAAACUGCUCCUAUUUACCACUACAGUUCCUAAACUGCUCCGAGCCACUAGAUCUGAACGGAAAUAACACGGAGAGGAAGCGUCUUGGAUACGGAUGCUCAGAAUGGGGCAAUGAAAGAUACGAGGAGGUGCAGCGGACCAGUGUUGUUUGUACGGCUCUUCCUGGCAUCGAGUGCUUCGGGAACAGAACAUUCCUCAAAGACGGAUUUCCAUGUAUCAGGUACAAUGGCCACUACUUUGUGACAACACUGUUAUAUUCUGUUCUCCUUGGGUUUCUGGGUAUGGACAGAUUCUGCCUCGGGCACACAGGUACAGCUGUAGGGAAGCUGCUGACGGUGGGAGGCGUGGGGAUAUGGUGGAUCAUCGACAUCAUCCUGCUGGUCACUGGGAUGCUGAAGCCGGCAGAUGACAGCAACUGGGUUCCAUACUUCUGAUACGGGGUUCUGUUUGGGAGACAAUUGUGGAUGUACUUUACAGUGUACAUACAGAAGUCAACUUGUGCUUCUUGUCAGACGACUGCUCCAUAUUGUACAUGGUUCACAAUGCUUGAAAAGUUGUUGAAUUAAGUAAGGUCUUGAAAGGCGUGAAAAUCGACAAUAUGCUAUGCGAAGACCUUGAAUUUUCCUGACCAAUAACCAUGUGAAGUAAAUCACCUAAACAUUAAUAUAUCUUAUUUCUAUCAUUAUAGUUUGAAAAAAAGCCUGUUGAAAUCUGUUAAAAACUAUUUGUAAGUCUGUCAACAUAGAGUUAUCUCCCCUCAAUGAUUUGCUGCUGCCCUCAAAAGUCGAAUACCCCCAAGUCUGUAACAAAUGGAACUGGCCAGGUUUUUAUGUUGAAUUUUGAGGAGGGUGAAUUCAAAAGGCCAUCAGACUAUAAUUCUUAAUGAACACUGUUGGACAUAUUUCUAAAUGUUAACGGAAAUGAAAUAUUCGAAACUGAUGAAAUCAUGCAGUAUAUUCCCUGCUCAAGUCAGUCUACAGGCACAAGCCAGCCCCCAUUGUAUUGUCGAUAUACGUUGCUCCAUUUUGGCUUUAGUUCUAAGUGCCAACACACAAGCAGCCGAGGCCAGGGUCAUCUUGUUGGUGUUUUAGUAUUUGAACAUGUCAAGACAAAGGGUCCUUAUCAUCCCAAGUUGUAAGGAAAACAUUAUCGACGUCCUCAGAAAGUAUGAAAGUACAGAGUGACAGAUCUUAAUUCCCUGGCAUGCCUGCACCCCCUUCCAUUUCCUACAUUGUAAACUCUCCCAAUGGUCUAAGUACACCAUGUGUAUUUAUCAGUGAAUGGAAGUGCCCAUCCUCAAUUACCCAGGGUAUAUAGACUCCUCUGUGUUCUAGUGGUAGAGCGUCGGCCCGGAGAGCAGGUCAGGGGUUUGAUCUCUGAUGCUAAAAGAUGGUACUUGUUAUCCUGCCUGGCGCUCGGCACUAAGGGGCUAAGGACUGGUUGGCUCAGAGUCAGUAUACUGUGUCUGAGUUUGGUAUUUAUGUUAAACUGCGGCAUGGUAUCUCAGUGGGCUAGCACUAUAAAUCGGCAUUAGUUCGAGGUAGUACAAGCAGCCACACAAACACAUGCAUGCACACACACGAGAUGUUGAACCCCAUUUCACCUCACCUCAGCACCUCCAGGGUAUAAACCAAAGCAUCAUGUCAGAAGUGAUCUCACCAUCUCCAUCUCUCAUCACUCACUCACACCAGAAAGCCAUUUAAUUGGACAGCUAUCUUGAGCGGUGCUUAUUUUGAAUCAAGACUAAAAAUGAAGCGGUCUUACUCCAUCUUCCUCCACUGGAAGCUGACACUGUUGUAACUAGAAUCUGUUCAAAGUCAUCUUCCUGAGGCAAGGGAGUUAACUGACCAUAAAAGUCCAGUUUCCACCCUUGCCGAACUCAGCUGGUAUUAUGGAGUUACAUUUUGGCUGGACUAACAAGUCAAUGCAUAGCCCAAUC
Messenger RNA from Haliotis rufescens (red abalone), 2182 nucleotides. RefSeq names its product TM2 domain-containing protein CG11103-like. The transcript has 5 exons. The record is from RefSeq and is a predicted model, not a curated record. NCBI's taxonomy places the organism in Eukaryota, Metazoa, Mollusca, Gastropoda, Lepetellida, Haliotidae. Bases 84 to 677 code for a protein of 197 amino acids.